AUGCCCCCCAACCUCGCGCUGAACCACAUCGCCCUGUCCGUGCACGACGUCGAGGUCGUCACGGCAUGGUACACGUCCGUCCUGGGCUUCCGCCUGGCCAAGCCGAUCCGGCACGUCAAGCGCGAGGAGACGCCCGACGCGAACCUGUUCCGCAUCUACGGCGCCCGGCUGCACGAGGCCAAAGUGGCGCUGCUGCUCGCCGGGAACGGCGUCGGCUUUGAGAUUUUCGAGUUUGUGAGGCCGCGGUUCGAGCCUGCUCAUCAUCAACAAAAUCAUCUGCACCAGGGGACGGGAAGCGACGGGGACGGCGACGGGUAUGAGUUCGCUUACGAGAAGCAGGGGAUUUUCCAUGUCUGUGUUACCGACGAGGACGUCGAAGGGCGCGUGGAGAAGAUUGUGCAGGCGGGCGGGAAGUUGCAGGGGGAGAUUGUGACCGCGGAUCCCAAGCGAGGGAUCAAGGCGGCCUAUGUGAGGGAUCCGUGGGGCAAUAUGCUUGAGGUCCUAAGCGUGGGGUUUGAUGUGUUUACGGCUGAGUGA
This is a messenger RNA of Microdochium trichocladiopsis, 537 nucleotides long. RefSeq names its product Glyoxalase/Bleomycin resistance protein/Dihydroxybiphenyl dioxygenase. The transcript has a single exon. Gene Ontology annotation, molecular function: methylmalonyl-CoA epimerase activity. The coding region runs from base 1 to 537 and encodes 178 amino acids. NCBI's taxonomy places the organism in Eukaryota, Fungi, Ascomycota, Sordariomycetes, Xylariales, Microdochiaceae. Gene Ontology annotation, biological process: L-methylmalonyl-CoA metabolic process. The record is from RefSeq and is a predicted model, not a curated record.